Anarrhichthys ocellatus (wolf-eel) is the source of this 2911-nucleotide messenger RNA. Its product is annotated as arrestin domain-containing protein 3-like. The coding region runs from base 258 to 1208 and encodes 316 amino acids. The transcript is spliced from 6 exons. Gene Ontology annotation, cellular component: cytoplasm; plasma membrane. Gene Ontology annotation, biological process: protein transport. The record is from RefSeq and is a predicted model, not a curated record. Lineage: Eukaryota; Metazoa; Chordata; Actinopteri; Perciformes; Anarhichadidae.
CUUCGUCCCGCUGAUCCUGGACACAUGGGACCCUGGCUCCGCCCAAAGUCAGGGCUGGUCCUCCAGUAUGUUGUGCGCCUGCGCAAUCUGUUCAGUCCAAUGUUUUGUUGUUGUAAACUGUUUAAGGUUUUUUACCAAUGCAAUACUUUAUUGGUGAUUGCGUGCACAUAACAAUCGAUCUGUUGACUGUAGGUGAACUAUUUAGACUUGUUUUUAUCUUCAGACUGCUUUUCUUUUUUUAAACUCGUGUUUCAAAAAUGUUCCAGCAGACGAUAAAAAACUUCAAAAUCAAUUUCGACGUCUUGAAUGAGAAUCCUAGUUUCUCCAGUGGCGACCUGAUCACGGGACACGUCUCCUUCGACCUCACGAAGGAGACGAAGAUCACUUCAAUAUCGAUGGCACUGACAGGAAGGGCGAACGUCCACUGGUCCACCGGCGGAGGAGGGGGGAGAAGAAGAAGAAGAAGAAGUCGGAGACACCACACGGCAAACCUGGACUUCUUCAAAUUCAACAGCGUCAUCGUGCAAGAAGACAGCGCUACUGGUGGGACGGCACGCCUACAGCCUGGCAGGCAUUUGUACCCAUUUACAUGUCAGCUGCCUCGGGGAGACUUCCCAUCUACCUUCCGUGGAGUUUUUGGACGGAUAUUGUACUCCUUGACAGUGGGCAUCCACAGACCCUGGCAUAUGGCCAAAGACUUUGUGACCGACUUGAACUUUGUCAACCGCAUCGAUACCAACCAGCCAGAGUUGCACGCUCCUCUCUCGGGCUCCAACAGCAUGAAACUGUGCGGCCUGUGGUGUGCCUCUGGUCCUAUCACCAUGACAGUCAGCGUAGAGAAGAAAGCCUUCAUGCCUGGUGAAACUGUGAAAAUCAUUUGUCGGUUCAGUAAUGCUUCAACUCGAACAGCUACUCCAAAGGUGGCACUGCAACAGAAACAGGUUUUCUACACCUUCAACAGGACCAACCAGAGGAUGGUUCUGAAAAAGUUGGCGUCGGUGACCGGAGAGCCCGUCAGCGCUCACACCCCUGACGCUCACGUCACGAUCAUGCUCGCUAUUCCCGCGUUUACACCGCUCACCAUCUCUAACUGCAGCAUCAUAGAUGUGGAGUACUUAAUUGAGGUUAACCUCAGCGUAAGAGCGUCAUCCGACCUCAUAGUGCUGGUUCCCAUCAUUCUGUGUGACACCCCUGUUAACGCCUGUUAAUCUAAUAUUACACGAUGGAGCCUUAUUUCUCAGGGUUUUUUUGUAUCAGACUCACCUUUAUUAUUUUUGUAUAGCUUUUUCAUCAUGGAGAGAUGGCCACUGAGUAUUUUCCUAUGUUUCAUUAUACAGUAGUUUAAACUUAAAGGAUGCUUCUUCUUCUACAUUGCUCACUUUGAUACUAUUCAGCUGCUACCUGUAGUCUUUCCACAGUCAAAGUCUACGUGUGUUUACUGUCUUGUUUACUACUUGAUGUUUUGUCUCUGUGUGUUUUUAAUAUUUACCACUACACGUAUUAAUCUCUCUCUCUCCCUGUUACAUUUCAUUCUUGUACACUUAAUAGUGUAAAUGUCAGUACUGUAACUGAAAGUUGCCGUUCUGUUAAACAUUGUGUAGCAUCAUACUGCCUUCAGUCAGUGUUUUAGUUGAAUCGAUGCACUGUUCAGUAUGGAUUCAUUUAAACAUCCAUAGGAAGUGUAUGCAGUUUCAGCCUAUGAUAGUAGUUUGAAGCAUCGGGGAAAAGAUCUGUUACAGUUUGAAUAUUAUUACCACUUGUUUCAUACCAAAGAUUUUAAUAUUAUAUGCAUGUUCACUGUUAUCAUUCAGAUAAAAUUCUCCUGUUCUUAUCGAAAUGGAAAAUAUGUUACUGUGUCAGAAGUCAAAUCCAAAUCUUCAAGGGAUUGUCCCAGAUACUAUAUUAUUUUAAAUAUUGAUAGAUCUAAGUUCAGUUUUUUAAAUUUAUUGUUUUAACAUAUUAACUGUCAUUCAGAACACUAUAUAGAGACAUAUUUUACUCUAAUCUGACUAUAUUAGAAGUUAAGCCAAAGUAAGGGUAAAUGUGCUCUUUGAUGAUGAUGAAGACCCCUCCAUGCAAGCAGCUGAAUGCUCUGCUGAACUGAUUCAAUACCAAAUUACUUUUUGCUCCCUUCAGCAGAGAAAAGACUGCAAGUACCGCGUAAACUAAAUUCACUCUUUUUAGCCUAAUUAUGUGUCAUUGCGAACCCAAUCAGCUUAAUUUCCUGGAGGAAAGCCGUUUCCUCUUUGCUAUUCAGCUAACGCUCCCUCUAAGCGAGCCAGUAUGUUAAUUUUCACUAACUUUAGAUGGCUGGCUAAUGCGGGUUCACAUCAUCUCAGGCUGCCCCUUGCAUAUUGCUACUGUGUGAAAAUUACAUUAUUAAUGUUUUUUUUUAAAUAUAUAUGAAACUAAUCUACAGUAUUGGAAGUGAGCUCAGAUUCAGAAUGAGCCCACAGCUAUGCAUACUUACUAGCUUCAGCUGUUGCUAAACUUGAACCUCACUGCCUCCUGUUUUGGGCAAUGAACUGCAUGUAAAUCAUUUUUUGCUGCAAGUACAUCCAAAUUGAUUGUAGAUAGAUUGUCCCAAAAUGUAUUAUUGUGCCAUGUAUUGUUGCUCCAUCAGUGUGUGGUUUGACUCAUCAUCAUCAUGUGUGCCUAAAAAGCUGGUUUAAGUCAGUUUGAUAAUAAAAACAUUAUCGAAGGUGAACGUGUCCCAACUCACCCCCAAAGACAGAUGUCACCAAAUGACCCAUCAGGUCUUGGGUGUGUCAUAUGAGAAUGAAAAAAGACUCGUCAAUAAAGACCGAUUUUAAACAUUGCAGUAUAAAUAUAUAAUGUUUAGAUGAACUGAAAUAAAAAAGUGGUGUCAGUAUGUUUUGCACCAAGAUGAUUUUUGUAUUCGUCUUUAGUU